This is a messenger RNA of Prosopis cineraria, 4679 nucleotides long. Its product is annotated as DNA replication ATP-dependent helicase/nuclease JHS1-like. Gene Ontology annotation, molecular function: 5'-flap endonuclease activity; single-stranded DNA helicase activity. The record is from RefSeq and is a predicted model, not a curated record. Gene Ontology annotation, cellular component: cytoplasm. Lineage: Eukaryota; Viridiplantae; Streptophyta; Magnoliopsida; Fabales; Fabaceae. Gene Ontology annotation, biological process: replication fork reversal.
GGGACAUGGCCAGAUGGGGAAGCCAAACGUUGCGCUGCCUUCUCAUCGUUCUUUCUUCAUUCUUGGGGCGUCUCCAUCCGUCUUCUCCGUCUCAGAGCUCGCGUGCGUCCCCUACUUCGUUGUGCUCUUGAAUCAGCAUUAGUCGCACCGCCGUGUACCUGAGAUCCAGAUUCGGUGGGAUUGAGCAUCGCACAAGUGGCCGUUGCCUCCAUUGCCAUUAAUUUCCACACAAGUGAUGCUUGCUUUGCCUCAUUCCCGUUUCGUGGGGUCUUAAGCCCUUCAAUUUGAUAUAGUGACUACUCUGUGUUCCCUCUACAAGUGCAAAAGCUUUGUAUAUCUGUCCAUGCCUCCUAGGAAGAAACCCAGCUCUUCUAAGAAAUCGAAUCUGAGCAGCCAGGCUCAGCCUUCUAAGUUCGGCAUUCAGCAUUUUUUUGAGCGCCACACCCAGAAUGCUCUUGUAGCCUCUCAGAAGCAGCCAAAAAAUGAUCCAGCUGCGAACCGUCCCAUUUCUGCUCCCCAAGAUUCCAAGUCUGUUGCAUCUCCUAACUCUCAUAUUCCACCUGUUGCUGGGUCGCAAGCUGUCGCUCCAAACAAUUUAGAUUCCGUUCUUGCUAGAGCUGAAAGUAAAUUGAACUCAGACUUGGCUGGGCCAAAAAUUGAGAAUUCAGAAUCGCAAAAGCGUAAAGACACCCCGCAAGUUGGAGCAAAUGAAUUCAAUAACGUUUCGCAGGAUACUCCUUCAGAGAAUUUGUUAAUACCAGGGUUUGAUGCUGUGGAAAAUCUCCCUGAGGCGUCUCCGGAAAUUUCCAAGAUUGUGCCUCAUAAGCGCUUUAAGUUCUCGCCUGGGAUGUUAAUAAAACAGAGCCAGGAUGAUGGGGUUGAUGAAGUCACAUGGAAGAUAUCUCCUGUGAAUGAAAGACUUCAAGCAGUUUCAAAACACAUGCCUCAGAUGAUUCAGGCUUUGGCUGAAUCUUCUAGAAUCAACUUAUUGCCCGUUGGGAUUUCCUCAGAGAAUCAGACUUCUCUGACUAAAGGUGGCAAAUUUGAAAAGAUACUUGCUUCACCAGCUACAAAGGCUGCUGAGAGGUCAACAGUGUUGAAGAAUGAAAAAGGCUUGAAACGUAUAAACGCAGACCAAGACAUGGUUUUUAACGUCAGUUCAACUGCUGUGAAUGGUUCUGGAGUAAUUACUGUACAGAGCCCCUUCCGAACUCCACCAUCUCUAUCCUAUUGCUCUGAUAAGCUAGUCAGGGAUGUUGAGCACAAUGGACUAUCUGACCAGCUUUAUUUAAGACAGCAUAAAAAGGCAUUGCUUGAACUGUUAGAUCAAGUCGAAGAUGCCAUUUGUGUUGAAGAUGCUACAAUCUGUGAUAAAAGUGCAAAUUACAUUAAGUCUCAAGAUGGAAUUGCUGAUAAUCUGCCCAUCAGAGUUGACUCUGCAGCAGAAAGCACUAUAAUUCAUAAGCCCAAAGAGGCCCUUGGUGGGUCCAGUUCUAAUUAUUUGGUCUUGGAGGUAUCUGAAAAACAUAGUCUUGCUAAUUCAUCUGCUUUGCAAGGCCCAUACAAGGUGCUUCGUUUAAUAAAUGAACAAACUGGAGAAGAGAAGGCUGCAAACUUGUUGGAAGAGUGGUCUUACAGUGUUGUUGCACCUGGAGAUACUGUGAAUAUAAUUGGUCAAUUUGAUGAUUGGGGGCAUUGUGAUGUAGAUCAUGAUAAUAAUUUUUUGAUUGUACACCCAGAUAUUCUGGUGUCUGGGUCUCGGGUAGCUGCUAGUUUUACUUGUCCAAGGAGAACUGUCUUAGAUGAGAGGCUAAAAUGUAAUGAGCACUCAAUUGCUGCAUUAACUGGAACCUUACUUCACCAAAUUUUUCAGGCUGGACUUAUCAAGGAUAGUCCUUCAACAAACUUCUUAGAGGAAUAUGCACGAUUGGUACUCCAGAGAAACAUUGAAAGCUUGUAUGCAUGUGGAGUAAAUGAAAAUGAUGUGCACAAAACCUUGAUAGACGCCAUUCCACGAAUAUUAAAUUGGAUCAAACUGUUCAAGAAUUCAGAGGAAAACAGAGAUGCUUAUGUUGAUUUUGGAUGUGAUGAUGGGAUAAAGAAAGUCAAAGUAUCUGAGGUGCUUGAUAUUGAGGAAAUGGCAUGGGCUCCUCAAUAUGGUUUGAAAGGGAUGAUUGAUGCUUCUGUCAGUGUGAAAGUUCUACCUAAGGGAAAUGAAGCAGAUGAAAAGGUCAUGCCAUUAGAGUUCAAAACUGGGAAAGCAAUGUCUGGCCAGUCAUCCAUAGAACACCGUGCCCAAGUGAUCUUGUACACUCUUCUGAUGUCAGAAAGGUACCUAAAGACUAUUGAUUCUGGUCUUCUAUAUUAUCUCCAGUCAGAUCAGACGGAGGGUAUUGUUGUUCAAAGAUCUGACUUAGUUGGGCUAAUCAUGCGACGUAAUGAGCUUGCAAGUGAUAUUCUGAAAGCAUUAACCACUCAACAACUGCCUCCAAUGUUACAGGUACAAGGAGGAAGUGCAAUGAGUAGUGGAUUGGGAGAUGUGUUUGAUUCACAUACUAAUCACCUUUCAUCUACUUAUUGUAAGUUCCUCUGCCAUUGGGAUUGGCUGAUUGACUUAGAAGCAAAAGAGACUGAGUAUAACUUUUAAGGCAGUUUUGUAAAGAAAGAGAUGUGGCGAUCACAUGCUUUUAAAAGUCAGAACAGUACUGGCCUUUCUUCUGUCAUCCUUGAUGCUUCAAAUAAUAUUCCACGUCAGAAAUCUCUUAAAGAUAAUUGUUUCAUUUAUCGUUUUGUACGAUGUGGUCCAUCUUCCCUAUCUGAAGAUGGCGAUCCUUCUAAAGCUACAACAAAUUAUUUAGAUCUGAAACUAAGAAGUGGAGACUAUGUGAUAUUGAGCACUGAAUCUAGCCGUCAAGCUAUUGCCAGUGGGGUGAUUACAGAUAUUAGUCAUGCCCAUGUGUCUGUUUCCUUUUCAAAGCGCCUGUGGAUUCCUGGAAGCACCUCCACUAGCCAAGAUCUCUAUAAACAGGUUUGGAGAAUUGAUAAGGAUGAAGGUGUGACUUCAUUUGCUAUUAUGAGGUUUAAUCUAGUACAGCUUUUUCUGCAAAAUGCUCGAAGUACUCAUCUGAGGAAAAUGAUUGUUGAUCUUGAGGCUCCUAAAUUUGACAGUGGAUCUGUGCUCAGUCAGGACCCAAUAUCAUAUAUGUGGUGGUCAGAGAAGAGUUUGAAUGAUGAUCAGCGUAGAUCAAUCCUCAAGAUUCUUACUGCAAAGGACUACGCACUCAUAUUAGGAAUGCCCGGAACAGGAAAGACAUCAACUAUGGUUCAUGCUGUGAAAGCAUUAUUAAUCAGAGGCACAACUAUUUUGCUGACAGCUUAUACAAACUCAGCUGUAGAUAAGUUACUUAUCAAAUUAAAAGCUCAGGGAAUUGAUUUUGUCCGUAUUGGAAGACAUGAAGCUGUGCAUGAGGAGGUUAGAGGACACUGCCUUUCAGCAACAAAUGUACAAAAUGUUGAUGAGAUCAAAGUAAGGUUAGAACAAGUUAAAGUAGUUGCAGUUACAUGUCUGGGCAUCACCAGUCCCUUGCUUGCCAACAGGACUUUUGAUGUAUGCGUUAUGGACGAAGCUGGGCAGACAACUCUACCAGUGUCCUUGGGCCCUCUCAUGUUUUCCUCAAUGUUUGUACUUGUGGGUGAUCACUAUCAACUUCCUCCGCUUGUCCAGAGUGCAGAGGCUCGAGAGAAUGGUAUGGGGAUAAGUUUAUUUUGUAGGCUCUCAGAAGCACAUCCACAAGCAAUUUCAGCACUACAGAGUCAGUACCGUAUGUGUCAGGGCAUCAUGGACCUGUCAAAUGCCUUGAUAUAUGGUGAUAGGUUAAGGUGCGGUUCCACUGAGAUUGCCAAUGCAAAACUUGCGUUUUCUACCUUAAAAUGUGCCUUGCCUUGGCUAAAAAAUGUUUUGAAUCCAUGCAGGCCAGUGAUAUUUAUUGAUACUGAUAAAUUGCCCGCUAUAGAGGCAAGAGAACAGAAGGCUAUAAAUAACCCUGUUGAAGCUCACAUAAUUGUUGAGAUAGCUAAGGCACUAAUAAAAAAUGGAAUUGGAGAAGAACAUGUUGGCAUUAUUACUCCCUACAAUUCCCAGGCAAACCUCAUCCGUCAAGCUACUUGCAUGACAUCGUUGGAGAUUCAUACCAUUGACAAAUACCAGGGUAGAGAUAAAGAUUGCAUAAUAGUAUCUUUUGUGAGGUCCAGUGAAAAUCCAUCAAGCUGUACUUCUUUGCUUGGAGACUGGCACAGGAUAAAUGUGGCUCUCACACGUGGCAAGAAAAAGCUGAUCAUGGUGGGUUCUUGUAGAACUCUAUCAAAGGUUCCAUUACUGAAGCUUCUCAUAAAAAAGGUUGAGGAACAAUCAGGUAUUGUUAGUUUGUCUAAGAAGGAUAUCUAUCAAAAAGGAGAGCUCAAAAGGUGCUCCCAGAUGAGAUGACCAACAAUUCAUUGCCCAAAAUUAUUUAGAUUCUUUUUUUGUAAGAUUAAGGUUCCUAUUGUACAAAGGACUAUUUUUCCUUUUGUGAUUGACAAUGAUAACUUCUAUCCUACUAGAUGGGAUCACAUAAUAUAGAUAGCACGAUGUCAUUGUUUUCUGUCAAUUUCUUUUUGGGUUGUACUCAAACAUCCUUUUG